UGCACCUCGGCUUGCCAACGUGCACCUGAAUCGACCCCAUAUUGCUCUUCUUGGUGAUACUCCCGGCAAUGGAGUCAACUUCAAUCAGUCCUCACUCGUGAUCUCAGGGACCUCAGCGCAAGGUCAGCCGUCUGACAAUUCUCUUUUGUCCUCGUCCGGCUUUCCUGCUCAGAGAGACUUGACCCACCAAUCCAAGUCAGGGUCGCACCUAUCAAUCACCACUCACUCAUGUAGCUGCAUCUGGAUCAGCGAGUGAAGAGGGACGAUUGCCGAGAGACAUGGCUGUCCAGCAUACAUAAGGAGCCGAUAUCGCAUCACAAUAUUCAGCAUCUCCCAACGACACCUCCCACCAGCUAUCAAUUCAAGAUGAUCCCCAGAACCUACAUCGCUAGAAGUACCCCUAAGCUCAGGCCACAGCGCUUAUCCUUGUCCCUUUCAAGGCUCAAUUCGCGUCACGAGCACUGCAGGACUUUGUUCCUCGACCAGGUUGACGAUGCGAUUAUCGACCGCCUUCACCCUGGCCAGCCCAAGUCGACCCCGGCAACCUCGAAACCUGUCCCUGCUUCUGACGUCAAGCCGGCACAGGUAUCGACCCCGACCCGACUCGUACCCCUCCCCACCACUAAGGACGUGCCUUCCUCAACCACUAAGGACAUCAAGCCAUCCGAUAAACCGAGAUCCAUCACCCCACCCGGUCAUGAGGAGAUGAACCGUACCCGCAUAUCGCGUCUCGGCAUUGCAAUUUAUGGUCCCCUCACCAACAGGCCAUUGGAUCAUACAUCUUUUUCAACCGAUGCGAAGCCGAUUGAAUCAACAUUGCGAGAUGUCUCUCGAUGCGUCGGUCCCCGGCGCCCUGCCUAUGUCCACAAGAGAGCUCAUCAGAAGAGUCUUUGGCGAGCUGCUCUGAGGCGCGCAUGGCCGGUUGACCAACGCCAAUGCGACUUUUUCUUAGCGGACACUUACGACACUUACGAUGCAUUGGUCGACAUGGGAUUCUCCGACAUACGAAUCGUCGUAGAGGAGGUGAUGGGCGCCCAAUAUUGCUACAUCGUUUAUGUCCGAGCCAUGACCCACAGGUUCAACCACCGCAACCCCCCGAUUAUCAGCGCGCAUGCCGUGCAGUUUUUGCCAGACGGCGGCUACGAGAGAAUCGGCUGCUUCAAACCUGACGAUGCCAAAAAGGGCAGAUCUGGCCCUCAAGCUCAAAGGCUGCGUGAACUCUGCGUCACUGAGCACCCAGCUCGCCUUUCCACAAACAAUUUGUUUCAUCAAGCUCAGCAGCUCAUCUGCCGGGAGGCUCUCGUCAAGAGCAUCUCCGAGGUUGUCCCCACUUGCCGAUCCAAGACUGGCGAGUAUGAGCAAAUCAAGUCUAAAGGGUGGAAACACAGGGAUCUGAAGAAGCAACCGGAGUAUACUCGCGACCGAAUGGGGCGACUCAGGGGAGUCCGGGCUGGUUGGACGUACAUCGCAAGCAGUUAUUAGCUUGAUCCGUAAGAAUCAGCGAAUGAGCUGUCAACGAAGCCCUCUAUUGGUUCUCAAUUUCUUUUUCGGAUACUCACUCCCCUUUCAAUGUUUUCAACUGUGUACUGUUAUCGCGUCCUCCAGAGGGACUUGAUUUCUCUAUGAUUUACAAGUAGAUGUCAUUGUGCAUAUGUAUCGUCUCU
Cryptococcus amylolentus CBS 6039 is the source of this 1664-nucleotide messenger RNA. RefSeq lists its product as hypothetical. Bases 367 to 1482 code for a protein of 371 amino acids. The transcript is spliced from 7 exons. The record is from RefSeq and is a predicted model, not a curated record. NCBI's taxonomy places the organism in Eukaryota, Fungi, Basidiomycota, Tremellomycetes, Tremellales, Cryptococcaceae.